AUGCUCAAUUUCACUGAUGUGACAGAGUUCAUUCUUUUGGGGCUAACCAGCCGUUGAGAAUGGCAAGUUCUCUUCUUCAUCAUCUUUCUUGUGGUCUACGUUAUCACCAUGGUAGGCAAUAUCGGCAUGAUGAUGUUAAUCAAGAUCAGUCCUCAGCUUAACAGCCCAAUGUACUUUUUCCUCAGUCACUUGUCAUUUGUUGAUGUGUGGUUUUCUUCCAAUGUCACCCCUAAAAUGUUGGAAAACCUGUUAUCAGAUAAAAAAACAAUUUCUUAUGCUGGCUGUUUAGUACAGUGUUUCUUCUUCAUUGCUCUUGUGCAUGUGGAAAUUUUUAUUCUUGCUGCGAUGGCCUUUGAUAGAUACACGGCGAUUGGAAAUCCUUUGCUUUAUGGCAGCAAAAUGUCAAGGGUUGUCUGUAUUCGACUGAUUACUUUCCCUUACAUUUAUGGUUUUCUGACGAGUCUGGCAGCAACAUUAUGGACUUAUGGCUUGUACUUCUGUGGAAAAAUUGAGAUCAACCAUUUCUACUGUGCAGAUCCACCUCUCAUCAAAAUGGCCUGUGCUGGGACCUUUGUAAAAGAAUAUACAAUGAUCAUACUUGCCGGCAUCAACUUCACAUAUUCCCUGACUGUAAUUAUCAUCUCUUACUUAUUCAUCCUCAUUGCCAUUGUGAGAAUGCGCUCAGCAGAAGGAAGGCAGAAGGCCUUUUCCACAUGUGGGUCCCAUCUGACAGCUGUCAUCAUAUUCUAUGGUACUCUGAUCUUCAUGUAUCUCAGACGUCCCACAGAGGAGUCUGUGGAGCAGGGGAAGAUGGUGGCUGUGUUCUAUACCACAGUGAUCCCCAUGUUGAAUCCCAUGAUCUACAGUCUGAGGAACAAAGAUGUGAAAAAGGCCAUGAUGAAAGUGAUCAGCAGAUCAUGUUAA
Molecule: messenger RNA, 924 nt
Organism: Nomascus leucogenys (northern white-cheeked gibbon)
Lineage: Eukaryota; Metazoa; Chordata; Mammalia; Primates; Hylobatidae
Product: olfactory receptor 5M3
Biological process (GO): G protein-coupled receptor signaling pathway; sensory perception of smell
Cellular component (GO): membrane
Molecular function (GO): odorant binding; olfactory receptor activity; G protein-coupled receptor activity
Source: RefSeq, a predicted model, not a curated record